GUCCGAGCUCGCCUCCCUCUCCACGGCGCUCCUGCAUCUCCGAGCGCUCCUCACGCACCGGCUACUGAGGGGGGCAACAGCGCACCAUGUCCCUGAGCCCCAAGCACUCGACCCCCUUCUCGGUCACAGACAUCCUGAGCCCCAUCGAGGAGACCUUCAAGAAGUUCGCGGGCAUGGAGAGCGCGUACCGGCCGGCGCAGCACGCGUGCCAGGCUGCCAUGCAGCAGCAGCACGGUCCCGCGGCCACCUCCUACCACAUGGCACCCGCGGUGGCUCAGUUCCCGCACGCGGCGGUGGGGGGGUACUGCAACGGCACCAUCGGCAACGUGGGCGAGCUGCCGUCCUACCAGGAGAGCGUGCGCAACGGAUCCGCGGCCACGGCGUGGUACGGAGCCAACCCGGAGCCACGGUACCCCACCAUUUCCAGGUUCAUGGGCUCCUCGGCAGGGAUGGCCGUGGGCGCUCUGGCGGGGAUGGACACCAAGACCGUGGUCAGUCUGCACGGGGCUCCGCGACGGAAACGGCGCGUGCUCUUCUCCCAGGCGCAGGUGUAUGAGCUCGAGCGCAGGUUCAAGCAGCAGCGCUACCUGUCGGCACCCGAGCGCGAGCACCUGGCCAGCAUGAUCCACCUGACGCCCAACCAGGUGAAGAUCUGGUUCCAGAAUCACAGAUACAAGAUGAAGCGGCAGGCGAAAGACAAAGCAGCGCAGCAGCAUCAGCAGCAGGACGGCGGCUCCCAUUGCGCCCAGCAGCAGCAACAGCAGCAGCAGCAGCACUCGCCCAGAAGGGUGGCAGUGCCUGUGCUGGUCAAGGAUGGAAAGCCGUGCCAGAAUGGCACCAACGCGCCCACCAUAACCCACCAGGGACAAAACAUGUCCGGGGGAGUGAUGGGGGCGGUAGGGGGGCAGCAACAGCCCCCGGCGGUGGACACUUUAGGGUCUGCUGACGACCUGGAGGAGAUGACCACCCCCAGCCCGCCUGCCCUCCACAUGACCGGACUGCCGCAGACGGACGCCGCGCUGGCCGAGUACACGGCCAACAUGGUCAGCUCCAACCUGCUCUACGGCAGGACGUGGUAGGGAUGCUUUCAGGGACGCUUUCGGGGACAUUCAGGAGUUUUCGUUUCCUUUUUUUGUUGUUGUCUUUGGCGAUGAACAGAAUUCCGUUGCGCCUCAAAAGACUCAGAGAAAAAAAAAAAGAAACUUGUUUAAAAAAAUAAAAAAGCCGAAUGAAAGAAGCGCUGCCGUGUAAAUGCGUGGAUUCUAUUGGGUUUCGAUCUGAUCAUCAAAUUGUGACUGAUUUUUAUGAAAAUAAAGAGACUUUUUGGGGUGGAGUCCCGGACAGAGCCGUUUACUCACCGCCCCGUUUCGCCUCCUAAAAGCUCUGAAGUAAGAGGACUUAGAUUUAACAGAAGAUGGAAAUGUAGGCUGCAUAUCUAACACUGGACACGUUGCUCGGGCUUACGAAGUGAUUCAAGUCUUUUUUUUGUAAGUUAAAAAUUGGAUGCUGCACAGCUUGACGAUUCAGUUUAACAAUAAAAACACCAGACGUGGAAAACCUGCGGCUUUUUCACACAAACGGGUUUUACUGAAGAUGCUCAUUUCUCUCAUGUGAACAGAAAUAUAGACCGCUGCAGUAUUUUAAUAAUGAACUGCAUUAAGUUGAUCAGAGAUUAGACAGAUCAAUAAUUGAUGGG
Messenger RNA from Pygocentrus nattereri (red-bellied piranha), 1696 nucleotides. It is a transcript of the gene nkx2.4b, whose product is annotated as NK2 homeobox 4b. The record is from RefSeq and is a predicted model, not a curated record. The coding region runs from base 87 to 1079 and encodes 330 amino acids. Gene Ontology annotation, molecular function: DNA-binding transcription factor activity, RNA polymerase II-specific; RNA polymerase II cis-regulatory region sequence-specific DNA binding. Gene Ontology annotation, biological process: cell differentiation; regulation of transcription by RNA polymerase II. Gene Ontology annotation, cellular component: nucleus. The transcript has 2 exons. NCBI's taxonomy places the organism in Eukaryota, Metazoa, Chordata, Actinopteri, Characiformes, Serrasalmidae.